AUGCUUACUGAAGAUAUUGUCUACCCGUUAACAGAUUGUGAGAAGUCAACUGUGAGUGUGAUCUCUCAAGCCUUUCUCACAAACGACAUCGCUGAUCCAUUGAUAGGAGUGUAUUGGUCCUCAGCAGAGGGUGACGAUUUCAAUUUUCCAUCAUCACUUCAGCUUUACGGUAAUCAACGUGCAGAGAUGCGGUCUAGGAUACUCUCUGUGACUUCUGCCAGUGCAUCACCAUUCGAGCAAAUUUUACAGCUUGGUUCUGCUGCUGUCAUUAUUUUCGAACACUCUUUCUACGUUUUCGACAAGCGACGCCAUUCUAAGGACCAGCAGGAAUCAGUUCCUUCUUUUCAUGUCGCUCUCGAGCGGUAUAUGGCGUCUCCGCAUGCAAUUGCUGUCAGGGACGCAGUGAACGCUGCCGUCCACGCAAAUCAAGGAAACUCGUCUAAUUGGAAAGCAAAGCUACGUUUCUGGAGGAAGCAACCUAAGGAUUACUCGGGUUUACUCGAAACAAUUCUUAAAAUCGCUUUAGAACAUCGUCUGCUCCCCGAUGAGGGUGUCACAGCUGUCAUAACAAAGAACGGCAUAUUGGAGACUUUUGGUACCAAGUGGAUGAUCGGCGCUGAUGGUGCUAAAGGUAUCGUGCACAAGGAGUUCGGGCUUACAUUCUUGGGCGAAACUAGAAACGAUACCCGAACUAUCGCCGGAGAUAUUCGUUUGAAGGGCGGUGAUCUUGAUGGAGUGGUGCGUCCUAUUUCUAUUUACUCGAUGGAAGAGCCCUCCUGA
Messenger RNA from Suillus clintonianus, 780 nucleotides. RefSeq lists its product as uncharacterized. NCBI's taxonomy places the organism in Eukaryota, Fungi, Basidiomycota, Agaricomycetes, Boletales, Suillaceae. Bases 1 to 780 code for a protein of 259 amino acids. The record is from RefSeq and is a predicted model, not a curated record. The transcript has 8 exons.